UUAUAAGCGCGGCUAGGUCCAGGCUGUCGAGGGUGCAGGCUAACCAGAAAAGCGGCUGGGUUUCGAAGAAUAUCGCGGUGGGGACUCGAGAAGAAGCGACGAAGAAGAGAGUGGAGAGGAGAAUCGGAGAUGCCGUGCCUCAAUCUCUCCACGAACGUGAGCUUGGAUGGGGUCGACACCUCGGCCAUCCUCUCCGAGGCCACCAAGACUCUGGCCAAGCUCAUCGGCAAGCCCGAAGCCUACGUAAUGAUAGUGCUCAAAGGGUCAGUACCGAUGUCAUUUGGAGGGACUGAACAGCCAGCUGCAUAUGGUGAAUUGGUUUCCAUUGGAGGCCUGAAUCCCGAUGUAAACAAGAAACUGAGUGGUGCUAUAGCUUCAAUUUUGGAAACUAAGUUGUCCGUUCCCAAGUCACGAUUCUUUCUCAAGUUUUAUGACACAAAGGUCCACCAAACUCAAGAAUAUGCACAAUGUUUGCAUGCUUUGCAUCAGCAAUAAAUCAUGGCUCAAACUUUGGGUGGAAUGGUUCUACUUUCUAGGUUCAGUGCUUGCCUGGUCUGUUGCAUGACAUGUUGGAACAUAUGCAAUAAGCAAAAUGACUAUUAUUAACUUGAGAUUUUAUUUGGUUUGGUCUAACUGUGGUAUUUUGUUUUGAGCUUAUCUACAUAACCAUAUCAUGGCGAAACAUUAAGCUGAUAGUAUAAUGAUCAUCUUUGUCUGAACCAAUGGUGUUGACAAGUACUAGAUUCUGCAAGAUUUCUAUUUCAAUUGAUUGUGUCUUUGAUUA
Messenger RNA from Phoenix dactylifera (date palm), 784 nucleotides. RefSeq lists its product as uncharacterized. The record is from RefSeq and is a predicted model, not a curated record. Lineage: Eukaryota; Viridiplantae; Streptophyta; Magnoliopsida; Arecales; Arecaceae. Gene Ontology annotation, molecular function: phenylpyruvate tautomerase activity.